Rangifer tarandus platyrhynchus (Svalbard reindeer) is the source of this 381-nucleotide messenger RNA. NCBI's taxonomy places the organism in Eukaryota, Metazoa, Chordata, Mammalia, Artiodactyla, Cervidae. The record is from the annotation of a GenBank genome assembly.
AUGGGGGCACUACAGUCAUACACAGAGGAAGGAGCCGGAGAAGAGAGAGUAGUCUUUGUCUUAUCUUGCAAGGCUGGAGUCACUUCUUCCAUGGCCCCUGGUCUCCUCUGGGAUAUAGCCUCGAACCCUCCACCUUUUGCUUCUGGUUGUGAUUGGUUUUUUUGUUUUAAUUUAUUUAUGGCUGCAUCCAGUCCUAGUUGUGAGCACGUGGGCUCUGAAGUUGUGGCACAGGGCGUGUGGGAUCUUAGUUCCCUGACCAGGGAUCAAAACUUUGUCCCCUGCAUUGGAAUGGGACUUACCACUGAACCACCAGGGAAGUCCCCUGACUAUACUUUUAAGGUUGAGCACAAAUUCUUUUCCACUCCUCCCAACAAGCAGUAA